Porites lobata is the source of this 4631-nucleotide messenger RNA. The record is from the annotation of a GenBank genome assembly. NCBI's taxonomy places the organism in Eukaryota, Metazoa, Cnidaria, Anthozoa, Scleractinia, Poritidae.
AUGAUUUGCUCACUCAUAUUCUGCUUCAUCUUUGGGGCAGUUCUGGAAGCCGAAGAAGAAUCUAGAUCUUCAUACAUAGUAGCCCAAGAGAACAAGCUUUUACAAGGCUAUGCUGUAAAGAGAAUCGAUUCUACCGAUGAAAUGUCAUGCAGUCAAGUAUGUUUAAGGCAUUCUUGGUGUACUUCUUCUAACUUUGAAGAGUCUUCAGGCAAUUGUGAACUGAACAAGCACGAGUUUUCAAUAACUGCAGAUGAUGACAUUAAGCUCACUGAUAAUACGGGCACAACGUUUUCAAUGUUUCUUAAGGUGAGUCGAAGAGAGGUUUGACAACAACGUAUGCGAUGUAAGGACUGCGUUCAAAUCAAUUUUUAGUGAACUAAUACACAUAUGGUCUGUUGGAACAGGGGCGGAUCUAGGGGGAGGGUGCAGGGGGUGCGCACCCCCCCCCCGAUAUGACCUGCGGUUUUCUAAUACAACCGGUAUUCUGCAAAAAAAAAAAAUGUGGUCUAUUGGUGUUGAAGUAGAGCAAGAGACGAGUGCACCCCCUCCUGAAAAAAAUGCUGGAUCCGCCCCUGUGGAAAAACAGUAAAGUUGAGUUUUUUUAGGAUGCAUUUAUCAAAAAUGGCAUCCAAAGCGGGGAUAUAUCUUGUAUUGGAGCCAGUCAUAUUCUGAGUCCUUUUGCUACCAGUUUCAAUCUGCGACAACUGAUUUUUUAAUGUUAUUGACGGCUAUGUAUUCUUGCCUUCAAUUGGUUUCCUUGUUUUUUAAUUACAGUUAAGAAAAAUGUGCAGUGAAAAAAAGGAGAGUCCGUCGAACAUUGAAUUUAUAGAAAUCGUAUUUUGGUUUCUAAGUUCAAAGUAUAUAUUGUACAGAUAUGAUUUCACAGGUUCCAGAGGAGUUUCGUGUGAAUAAAACGAAUUACUUACCUUGAAAAAUGUCUAUACCUGUCGCUUAGCACGAUUAAUUAGCCCAAUGGGAACUUUAUAAAUCUACUGUAAACGAUUUCUUCGCUUCUUAUCUGACCCAGAUCGACUUUUGAAAAUCGAUAACCGCAAGCCAUAUCCUCGCUGGCGCACGGCACGUCGCCCGAAGGGCGACCGAACAUACUGUAAGCCGAUCUUGCGAGCCCUCAGUCUCUUGGUUUGCGGUCUAUAGAAUGUGUAACGAAACCGUAACGCGAUCAAAAUAACCCAUUUUUUCAGAGGUUUUCGACGGGUUUUGAUGUUCUAACGACAAACACAUCUCCUCUGGACCCUGUGAUGAUUUGCACUGCGCCUUAAUCUUGAGAGAUCCGUACGCACUGCAAGGAUAACAUGAAUUUGAACGUUUUUGCCCUAAAACAUUUGCUGCAGGAAGUCGAUGGAAAAAAACUUUUGUUCACCCAAGUAAAAUGUGAUUUUCUGCAGGGUUGUCUGAUGGCUGGAUGCCUCAACGGAGGUUCUUGUUUGUUCGACAAAGAAAAAGACGCUUUCGCUUGCUCCUGCAAUCCGCAGUGGAGUGGGGGAAAAUGUGAACUAGGUAAAUUCUUAUUUUUUUCUCCCUUAUAAUAAAUAUACGAUAGUGAAAGAGGUGUACUGUUUGAAUCAAUUGUCUGUAUCUGGCAAAUAUUUCAGUGGUACAAAAAAAGUUAGACUGUUGGCAGAUUGCCAAUAUAAUGAACCUUCUACUCUGUGUGAAAAGUAUGUAAUAUUUGGCGUUUAGUUUUAAUUUCCUAGCCUCGUCAAAUGUGGAUCGGCCUGGGAUUAGAGUGAUUAGGGUCUGUUAAAAGGGAAAAAAAGCAAAUAAUGGUGUGAAGAGCCUGCUAUAUGCUGGUCCCAUGUAUGGUUGUUGCCAGUUUCAAUUUUCGGUUUGCCAUCUUGUGUUCCAUCUUGUAGUCCAGCCAACAUCUUUCGCGAGUUUCUUCAUUUGAUAUACUACCCGGGAUGGAAUAAUUAUAAUCUGUUUUUGUAGACAUUGACGAAUGCACAAAAAAUACCCACAAGUGCGGUGCCAAUGCUUACUGCAAUAAUACCAAAGGAGGAUACAACUGCUCUUGUCAUCCGGGAUAUUACGGAGAUGGAAAGAAUUGUGAACCAGGUGCGACAGACAACUAUGUAAGCAGACAAUACCGUUAAGUCACUCAGUGCCAAAAGUACAAUUUACUUGGCCAUUAUUCCUUGACGGUUAAACGGCGGCAUUUUUAUAUAUAGACAAGAGCAAUAAUGGGUCUUGAAAUAGAAUAUGGACACACAUAUAACUGAAGACAGUCGUAGGUCUUCUUUUCAAACGGAAAAUGGUUGGGAAGGUAUUUUUAAUAUUAAAGGUAUCUUUUUAAAAGAAUCAUGCUGAAAUUUUAAAUAAAACAAACUAAACGAGAAUAAAAUUUUGUGACCAUAAGAGAGAAACCAAUUCCCGUCGCUAUGAGCUGGUCUUUAUUUUGAUUAAGAAGACUACUUUUUUCUUCUCAUCGUUUCUUGUAAUAUCGUUUAUUAAUAAUGCCAAUUUAAGCACUAAAGCACACGUACCAACUCCGCGAUUUUCCGCGGUAUGGCCAUUACCUUACACAUGCGCACAAGCAUACCCUGGCAGUGGCAGCCGCAUGGACGGCUGUUUCGCCCUUAUUGGGUGCCGGGAUAUACGCCGAUUAUUAUGCCCGGCUAGACCAAAAGCGUGUUAAGGGAAGUCGCUAGAUUGUGUAGUUUGGGUCAGUUCUGUAUGGCAGUAAUUCGGUUCAAUCGGUUACUUUAAUGUGAAUAAUUAGACUGUACAGGUCCCUAAUAAUGCUUGUUUUCUUCAAGCUUUAUAUGACAACUCUGAUCUAUUAAUUACCCCCUUGUUUAUUUUGUUGUACAGUUUCAUCGUGUAAGGAUCUUUUUGACAAGAAAAUGUGAGUAAAAAUUACAAAGUUUAUUUUUUAGGCUCUUAAAAUAACGAAAUAUGUCGGUGCCGUUGAAUGCGCCCGAACUGUGCUUGUUUUGCCCGUGAGAUCCAAAUAUAAGUGAUUUAUCAGCUGUCAUUAUGUUAUUUCGAUUGCAACUGUUCGAAGUUCUUCCUGGCAAAUGCGAUGAUGGUGGUAUCGCAAGUAAACAUUCAGCUUAGCUACCUUCAGUGCAGUCAGUACGUAUAAUUAUAUUUGAGCUAAAUGAGUCCCACAGCAGCUACUCUCUUACGCAGUUCUUGUGUCUUGUGCUCUUGAUUCUUCCUGCGAUGCGCGAUAGUUAGGAGCUGGAAAAAUUAAAAUGAUAUUUCAUUUUGUACAGGUUGAACGUGACUCAGUUGAUCACUCUCCUCCUUGACUCAAAACUAGUUUCAGUUCUCUGUCACUUUGGAAAUUUUGGAUGCGGAGAUGGAGGAUGGACACCGGUCAUGAAGAUGGACGGCAACAAGGUAAGACAUUUGUGUACGUAUUCCCUUAGUUUGCGACGAGAGUGGAAAAAAAAAUGCAGGUUUGCCUCUUUCAGCGGUAAUUUUCAUUCCUCCCACCCUGUGAAUACAGCCGAGUCUCCUCGGUCCUCGUCGCUAGGGACGUCUCAUCAGGAGGAACGUCUGCACCUCAGCGACAGAAAUUUCAUACUAAUGACGUAAAAUUGUAAAAUUUUCUGGGGGAGCAUAACCCCAGCCUCCGAGUUUGAAGCGCCUUCGGUGCUCUUACUUUUCUUCUCGUUGGUACAUGCUAAGUCCCUGGAUCUGAAAGAUUUAAGUAUUAAGAACGCCUUUAAGCUUCUGGAAUAUCUCGGUCAGUAGCAAAGUCAUCCGCCCUUCCUGUCAGACGAUGUGAAGGUUUCAUAAAAAACGGAAGCCUUGUCUCUGUACUUGCCGAUACGCGAGAGUUAAAGAUAAAUAUAUUCAAUUCGGUAUUUUUCAAUCCUAUCAAUUACCAACUAAUGAUUACGGAGUGCAGUAUUUCUUUACUUUUUAUUCUAUUGCUGACCAUUAACGCCAUUUCGCCUGAUUUGGCUAAUUUCAUUUUAUAAAGCUGGAGAAACAAGGACGUUAUAGAUAUUCUUUUCAUUGUAAUUGAUCUUCCAUUGCAAAUUGUGUUUUUUUUCUUCUCCGGGAAGGAUGUCGUCUUUAAAAGAAAAAAUAAAUCUUUGAAGUUUUCUUCUUAAAGGACAAUUUCUCUAUUUCUUUCCUCCUUUGUACCACAGAAAACGUUUCACUACAAGAGUGCUUUUUGGAGCAACAAAGAAACCUUCAACCUUGACGGAGAGAAGACUGGGUUUGACUCACAGGAGACCAAACUUCCCUCCUACUGGAACACUUCCUUCACCAAGAUCUGCCUCGGUAUGAACAUCAAUGACAACCAGUCCAAGUUUAUUGUUAUCAACAAGCAGGCGAACUCCUUGUACUCUCUGAUCGCUGAUGGGCAGUACCGCAGAACCUCACUUGGUCGUGACACAUGGAAAUCACUGAUUGGUUCUGAGGCCUCCUUGCAGUCCAAAUGUAACAAGGAAGGAUUCAAUGCUGUUAGUGCGAUUUCUAAAUAUUCCAAAGCCAGGAUCGGUAUCCUUGGUGACCACACCAACUCUUGCAAUACCUGUAACUCUAGAAUUGGGUUUGGUACUGGAGGAUUACAUGAUGAUACCAACUCAUGCGGAAACGAGGGUGGCGGGAAGCACAUCAAGGCAAUGGGAUAUAUUUUGGUGCAGUAA